Molecule: messenger RNA, 5697 nt
Organism: Neogale vison (American mink)
Lineage: Eukaryota; Metazoa; Chordata; Mammalia; Carnivora; Mustelidae
Gene: FAM171B
Product: family with sequence similarity 171 member B
Exons: 8
Coding region: 37-2484 (815 amino acids)
Source: RefSeq, a predicted model, not a curated record
CCGCAAUAUGCCGCCGCGGCCCCGCGGCUCUCGGCCAUGGCGAGGCUCCGCCGGCGCGUCCCCUGCGCCCUGCUGCUCGGCCUGGCCGCGCUGCUGCUGAAGGCGCGGCUGGUGCCCGCGGCCGCUCGCGCCGAGCUCGGCCGCUCCGACCUCAGCCUCAUCCGGCAGCAGCAGCGGCAGCGCGAGGAGGCGGCGGAGGAGAGGCCGGAGGCGCCGGCGGUGCGCCCCACCGGGCCCGCGGCAGUGUCUGCAUUUAUGCUGAAAGUCCAGGUGAAUGACAUCAUCAGUCGGCAGUACCUGAGUCUAGCUGUUGUAGAAGUGUUUGUAAACUACACGAAAACAAAUUCCACAGUCACUAGGAGCAGUGGAGCCGUGCUGAUAAAGGUGCCCUACACACUGGGGCUCAGCUUGACCAUUGUUGCUUACAAAGAUGGCUACGUGUUGACGUCUCUGCCGUGGAAGACUGGGAAAAUGCCAAUCUAUUCAUCAGUCACACUUUCGCUGUUCCCGCAAAGCCAAGCAAAUAUAUGGCUGUUUGAAGACACCGUUUUAAUUACUGGAAAAUUAGCCGAUGCCAAAUCUCAGCCCAGUGUUCAGUUUUCAAAAGCCUUAAUUCAGCUACCCGACGACCAUCAGGCUAGCAACGUGACGGGCUAUCUUACAGCUCUACAGCAGUUUUUGAAGGCGGACGACUUCCUCUAUACGACUGGGAUUACUCUCCAUAAAUCAGGUUUUGAAAGUGUUGAAUUGACUCCUCUUGCUGCAAUAUGUGUGAAAAUAUAUUCUGGAGGGAAAGAAUUAAAAGUGGAUGGUUCUAUUCAAGUUUCCCUCCCCCUUCUACAUACAAAUGAUCUAAGUGCAGGGGAUCACAUACCUGCCUGGACAUUCGAUAUGCGCACAGGUGCUUGGAUAAAUCAUGGCCGGGGGACAGUCAAGGCAUAUAAUAAUCACUUAAUCUGGACAUAUGACGCACCACAUUUGGGCUACUGGAUAGCAGCGCCACUUCCAGGAACUAGAGGUUCAGGUAUACAUGGAAACGCAAGGGACAUAAGCGCCUACCACACAGUGUUUCUCACAGCCAUAUUAGGAGGAACAAUAGUCAUUGUCAUUGGAUUUUUUGCCGUACUUCUUUGUUAUUGCAGGGAUAAAUGUGGUACUCCGCAGAAAAGAGAAAGAAAUAUCACUAAACUUGAAGUCCUCAAGAGAGAUCAGACAACUUCAACAACACACAUAAAUCACAUCAGUUCGGUAAAAGUUUCAUUAAAAGCUGAGGACAAGUCACAGUUAUUUAAUGCCAAAAACUCCUCAUAUAGCCCUCAGAAAAAGGAGCCAGCAAAGGCAGAAGCAGAAGAAAGAGUUUCCAUGGUAAAAACUCGGGACAAUUUUAAAAUCUACAGUGAAGAUGUUCCAUUUCUGUCAGCCAAUCAGAACAACUACUCGAGAAACCCAGCACAGUCCUUGGAGCCCAAUGUAGGGUCCAAACAACCUAAACAUAUUAACAGCAAUCUGUCUUCAUCUCUAGGUGAUGCACAAGAAAAGAGAUACCACCCAGGUCAUGAAGAGGUGUACGGACAUUCCCACAUUCCUGAACAGCUUAUGCAUAUCUACAGUCAGCCCAUUGCCAUCCUUCAGACACCCGACCUCUUCUCCACUCCAGAGCAGUUACAUACUGCUAAGUCAGCUACUUUGCCAAGAAAGGGACAGUUAGUCUACGGUCAGUUGAUGGAACCAGUAAGUAGAGAGAACUUCACACAGACGCUGCCCAAAAUGCCCGUGCAUUCUCAUGAACAGCCCCCGGAUGCCAGGGAAGAGAAUAUCCCCCUUGAAGGUCAGCAGAGCUUGCCGUCCCAGACUUCAGAUUGGAGCCGGUACUCAAACAGCUUACUGGAGUCGGUUUCUGUUCCGGGAACGCUGAACGAGGCUGUCGUGAUGACUCCCUUUUCCUCAGAGCUUCAGGGGAUUUCAGAACAGACGCUCCUGGAGCUAUCCAAGGGGAAGCCUUCCCCCCACCCCAGAGCAUGGUUCGUGUCUCUUGAUGGGAAACCAGUCGCACAAGUGAGACACUCCUUUAUAGACCUGAAAAAGGGCAAGAGAACCCAGAGCAAUGACACCAGCUUGGACUCUGGGGUGGACAUGAAUGAGCACCUCUCAAGCAGAAGACUCGAGAGGGAGAAAACGUUCAUCAAAAGCAUGCACCAGCCGAAGAUCCUCUACUUAGAAGACUUAGACCUGAGCAGCAGUGAGAGCGGAACCACUGUCUGCUCCCCCGAGGACCCAGCUCUGAGGCCCAUCCUGGAUGGAGGGGGUGCAGCAAUCCUGGAGCACCCCGGGGAAGAGCCUCCGGGAAGAAGAAGCACUGUUGAAGGCUUUGAGGCCAGUCUGUCCCCCACCAAGAAAAGGGGCAGACCGCCACUCGCCAAAAAAGAUAGCAAGACUACUAUCUGGAAGAAGCGGGAGGAACGCCCACUGAUUCCCAUGAACUGACGCCAAGGGCGGUUGAGUGUGCUGGCUCGUGUUCAUUCUUGCUCCUUGCAAGCCACUCUCUGAACUUUUGAAGAAGUUGGAACUGAGCAGUCAUGGUCCCUGGACGUGUCUCAAGCAGAGUAAAUAGUAAAAUGGCAAUUCACUAAUGAAAGAGAAAGAUACCAAGAAAUGCUUUUUCUGACCUAUUCUUUUCAUUUACUUUUGAGUCAUGAAUUUGAAGUAUCCGAGAGCUCAAAAUGUGAAGUAGCUUCAAGAUGUUAAUUCUCUGAAAACCCUGCUCAGUCAGCCAAUGUAGCCCUCUCUCAGAAAAACAGUGAAGUGCGUACUCCGAAAGUCGCUUUCAGAAAUGUUGCCUCUGCUUUGAUGCCCGCCCCUGUAAACAUCUAGAAAUGAAACUAUUGGGCAUCGUAGUCUUGUGACCUAGGACUGUUAGGUUCUCCUCUGCCUGUAGAUGAAAAUAAUGAUAAAUGUUCUCGAUGUUCCUCUAGAAUCUAAAGGCCAAACAAUAUUUCCCUUUUUGCAAUAAAAUGCAUGUGCACUGUACCAACCCCAAAAUAAAUCUUGCUCAUGUAAGAUAGGCAGGAAGUUACAUGGUUGUUAGAGAGGGAAAAAGUAGCUCUUUGGUUGUUUUUGGAUAUAACUUCACAGACUAAAUGAUGAGGUGUUAACUUAUUUAGAAAUCUGAAAAAUGAAUGCUCUGAUACUUCCAUUUUUAUUUUAAAUUUUCUUUUCUCCCUGCUUCUAGAGUGAAAUGAUUGAAACUGUCAAGGAAAACUUUAGCAAUCUUAAACAAAAACAAAACCCCAUACUUUAGUUUAAGAAUCAAUGAUACAUGUAAGCUAAAAUCAGCUUUAAGAUAUUUUUCUGUCCCCCACAAUUCAUUCAUUUUAAACUUGAAUUUAAAAUUAAUAUUCAGAUGUUCAUUUUAAACUUGAUUUUAAAAAUAUUUAGGUAUUCAUAAGCAGUUUUCAGUUUAUUAACAAAAUAUGUGAAACUAAAGGAAAUAAACAUUUUUUAAAUGUUCAUAAGCAGGAAAAGAAAUUCUAUUUCUCCUAGACUCAAAAAUACCUUCAGAAUAUUUCAUGUAUAUCCAGAUGCUUUUCUCUUGACAUUUGUAAAAGAUAUUUUAGAAAAUGUUUCGAUUUAAUGGAGAAGUAAAAGGUUUUUUUUAAAUCACUUUUAGCAUUUGCAACAUUUUGUUCUAGUUUUGGAAGUAAUAUAUUCAUGUUCUUUUCAUCAUAGCAAAGAAUUAAGUAUGAACACAUUCAACAGCUGUUUUUAAUUAUAAUUGUCUUCAACUCUAAAUUAUCAUUCAUAUGUCCUAAAAAUAAAGCUCUUUGUUAAUUAAAAUCAAUUCAUCCCAUUUUUUCUCCAAAUUUCCGUGAAGGCAAAUGUCUGAAGCAGCUCCCCCUUUCUCUCAGGGGGUGAACGUUAAGCUAGAUUACUUUAUUUCUCAUCCUCUUCAACAUAGGACCAACAUAGGGACCCAAGGCACAUAAACAAUUUGAAAGAAGCAAAAUUAGCCUAAUAUAUUAGUUGUAGUCAAAUUACAGAUGGGUAGUCAAUGAAAGACAACUGCUUUUUUUUUUCCCCCAAGAUAGUCGACUUCAGCCAUUUUUUCCCUCUAAUUACUUCAGUUUUUCCUAUAACACCAAACCUGUUGGAUAAUACUCGUUCUGUGUUAACCCAAAGAACUUAAAAACGUGGGCACAAGUUUGCCAUGUUUUACCCAGUCCAUAGGAGAGAGAGAGAUAUUUGGGGUAAUACCUACGGUUAGUUUCUGGAGUCGUAGGUUUCUUAUUGGUCUACAGAAAGAUGCAUUAAAGUGGCAUAAAUGGAAAUGACUCGGAAAAGGUUACAGAGUUAGUGCUCUGCUGAAGUGCCUUUGAUAUAGACGUGCUUAUUGGAAGGAUACACUAACAUCUUUCUUUGAUGUGCAUUUUCUUUCUGUUGGCCAAAUUAAACAGAUGUGCAGUUUUGUUAAUCAAAAAAUAUAGACCUACUGUUUCAUGUUGGAACAAUGAUUUUUGCAUGCAAGUAACAUUUCUCUUGUGCUUUUUUGAAUCCAGUUUACAUUGAUAAGCUAUGUUGGAAUGAAGUUAGAAACUGUAUAGUAAACUGUUGCACUUCAAUAUUUUAAGCUUAUAUUUUCCCUACCUUUAAAUAAAAAUGUUUCAUCUUUUAGCUUGGUGAUGGAAUACAUAUGUUGAUAUAAGGGUAUAUUAUUCAAGUAUGCCACUUACUCAUUCUUACAUAAAGGAAAUGAGAUGUAUCCCCAGGGGCUUUUAUAGAAAUAUUUUUUUUUUUUUGGUUUCAGAAUAAAAAUAUUUUUUUUAUACACUGCACAUUCUGUUCUCAAUGGGGAAGUAUAGGCAGUUUACCUUUUCUAAUGAUAAAUGUGCGACUUCUCAUUUGUGAGUAGUUCACAGAUUUCCUGUUAAAAAGCUGAAGCCAUCUACUUUUUCUUAACCCAAGUAAUGAUUACCCUACAAUAUUCACAACUUUCUUAAAUUUUUAAAUUGAAAACCAACAGUUUUUUGCAAUGUAACUCUUACGAAUUUUGAUCACGAAUUGUUAACCUUUGUAGAUCCUUUGUAUAUCUACUUUGGAUAUAUCUUAAAAGCAAAAUUAUCCCUCAAUUAACUGAUGGAUUCAUUUACUAAAGCACAGCUAUAUGUAUUUUUUAAUACAUAUGAUCUUGAGACUUUAUAAAGUGAAUUUUUAUGGCAUUUAUGCAGUUGUACAGGGUUUACGCCCUUUUCUAACACACAGAAUCACGAAGGUCACAAGUGUUGCGGAACGAAAGUGCCACUAUGCGCUGGCGAUCAUUCUCGGGUCACUGUCUGGGUUUGAGUCCUCUGGUAUCAAUACAUACAGAGUUGUAGGAAUCUGUGGGUCAAAUAAUGUCCCCCAAAACUUCCCAAAAGGUGAAGCUCAGAGUUUGUAUUCAUUUAUAGUGAAUGAGUUACUCAUUUAGCUGUGUGCUGGCAUUGUAAAGAACGUGACCAUGUUCAUUUCCGUCUCAGACCUUAAGCUGACACAUUGCCCUUGUUUCUGAGUAUUUAUUUCUAUCUUUUGUAUUUCAACAGAGGAAUCUCACAGUUCACUGUAUUUAAUGCCAUUGUUACUAUAUUUACUGCUGAAAACUGUAACAAUCUGAAGAUUUGUAAAAUGUUAAACAUAGCUCAUUAAAGAUAAUAAAUCUAAAAAGUA